GCUCUCCCCACCGACAACGCUCUCCCAGCCCAUCAACGACGAACGACGAACGACGACGAACGACUACGACCAUCACAACCUCCAACAGGAGUUAACCAACGACCAAUUGCGACUGUCGUCUCGAUUCGAUACGAACACACAACACACAAUGCCGGACGCUCCCCUUAACUGGCGCCUCUCCGCGCACCCGAUAACGCUCUGUUUCUUCCUCGCCUUCCGCCUCGCCUCGCUCUUGACGUACCUCUUCGGCCUCUGGUUCUCCAGCAACUUCGUUCUAAUCUUCAUCAUCGUGACCCUCCUCCUCUCCGCAGACUUCUACUAUGUAAAGAACAUAGCCGGGCGGCGGCUCGUCGGGUUGCGAUGGUGGAACGAGCCGUCUGCGUCCCCCGCCUCGACAGCGAACAGCGCAGACUCAGGGAGCACAUGGAUCUUCGAGUCCGCGCCGCCGGAGCGCGUAGCCAACGCGACGGACACGCGCUUCUUCUGGCUGAGCUUGUAUGCGUCGCCCGUGCUGUGGGUGCUCCUUGCCGUCGUCGCGAUCCUGCGGUUUGAGUUUAUUUGGUUGUCGCUUGUGGUGGUGGCGGUGGUGCUGGGUGUUACCAAUGGAGUCGCGUUCUCCAGGGCCGAUAGGUUCGGGAAUGCGUCGAGUUUUGCGGGAAGGGCCAUGCAGACGGGUGUGGGCGGGUGGGCGGGAAGGUUGGCGGGCAGGAUGAUGUGGGGUGGGAGGUAG
This is a messenger RNA of Tricharina praecox, 730 nucleotides long. RefSeq lists its product as uncharacterized. Gene Ontology annotation, cellular component: Golgi membrane. The transcript has 4 exons. The record is from RefSeq and is a predicted model, not a curated record. Bases 149 to 730 code for a protein of 193 amino acids. Gene Ontology annotation, biological process: protein secretion; vesicle-mediated transport. Lineage: Eukaryota; Fungi; Ascomycota; Pezizomycetes; Pezizales; Pyronemataceae.